AUGGCAAUAGGAAAGGGAUUUGGGGGCUACGUAUUCAACUCCUCCGCAUUAAUAGCAGAUGCCUACCAUGCUGCCACAGACCUUGUGUCGGACUUCAUGACUCUUGCCACUGUGUCCCUAUCGCUCAAGCCGCCAACCUCACGGUUUCCCUUUGGCUACGGGAAGGUCGAGAGUCUUGGGGCUCUGGGCGUGAGCAGUUUGCUUUUGUGUGGAGGUGUCCUGAUGGGCUUAAACGCGGCGGAGGUUCUGCUCACGCAGUUUUUCCCAGCCAUUGCUGAGUCGUUCGCGCACCUGGGGUUACUGGGACACGGACAUUCCCACAGCCACAGUCAUGACCAUGAGCUGCUGGGGCCGAAUAUUAAUGCGGCAUGGCUUGCGGCGGGCUCCAUUUUAGUGAAGGAAUCGUUAUACCAUGCCACUAUGAAAGUUGCUCUCCAGCGAAGAUCCUCUGUCCUGGCAUCGAAUGCCAUUCACCACCGCGUCGAUUCGCUCACAAGCUUCGUCGCCCUCCUCACCAUUGGCGGCGCCCAUAUCCUCCCCGACGCUUCCUGGCUCGAUCCAGUGGGCGGGCUGAUAAUUUCGCUAAUGGUCAUUCGAGCCGGAUGGGGAAACACGAAGACCUCAUUGUUGGAGCUAGCGGACGUUGCUAUCGAUGAGGAAAUGAACGCGUCUGUGGAGGAAUCGACUCGGAAAGCUAUAGCGAUGCUGCCGGAUGGCGGUGGGAGCGAGAUAGAGAUCCGGGAGGUGCAGGGGAUUAAAUCGGGUCAGAAUCAUCUCAUGGAGAUCGAGUUGGCAGUCCCCAGCUCGUGGUCUGUUGGACAGACACGGGUGGUUGAAGAGGCUAUUCGGCAGCGCGUUGGUUCGCGGGUUCGAGGUGUGAAGCGGCUAAAGAUACGGUUCACACCGAAUACGGAGCGGGAUGCGAGCUUCUUCGAGGAGUUUAUUGCGCGGGAUGCGAGCCCGCGCAGCAGCCCAGAACCAGAAGACGACGAGGCUAAUGGAUCUGUUCACCAUAGUCACCAUGACCAUGUCAAAGCUGGGGCUGUAACUUCGGAAUCACAGGCUGAGAAUGAAGGGAUGGCCAGUAAGCGACGCUAA
This is a messenger RNA of Histoplasma mississippiense, 1098 nucleotides long. RefSeq lists its product as hypothetical. The transcript is spliced from 2 exons. Lineage: Eukaryota; Fungi; Ascomycota; Eurotiomycetes; Onygenales; Ajellomycetaceae. Gene Ontology annotation, molecular function: monoatomic cation transmembrane transporter activity. The record is from RefSeq and is a predicted model, not a curated record. Gene Ontology annotation, biological process: transmembrane transport; monoatomic cation transport. Bases 1 to 1098 code for a protein of 365 amino acids. Gene Ontology annotation, cellular component: membrane.